AUGUCCGUGUACAGUGCAAGUAUCGGCCAGUCAAGGACGCCAACAGCGCCGAAGGCUGUCUCGCUAAAAACUGAGCAUUCUGAUCGUUGGCCCGGUGCGGAAAAAAAAAGUGGCACGCAAACACUUCCGCAGCAGCCAGAGGGCCCGAUUCGAGCAUACGCAAAGCUUGAAUUUCCUGGGUUUUCCUACUACAUCCAGACACUCGAGGUCACGAUCGGCCGUCGGCCUGGUCAGCUGCAGACAGAAUCGGUCGCCUCCGUCUGCCCCCCCAAAGUAUGGCACCAAGGCGAUGUCGACGUGGACCUAGGCCCUUUGAAAUCAAUUUCACGGCUACAUGCGCGAAUAUUCUACUCCGUCGAGCCUCACUGCUACGCUAGCCCGCUGAAUUUAGCCGGGAUGCUACCGCAAAUCCAAGGCGUAUCUUCGCGCUCGUUGCGCGAAGAUACCUCUCCCGGCGCGCCUCUCGAAGAAGGCCGGUUUAUGCUGCAAGUUUUGGGCCGGAAUGGCGCAUUUGUGGACGAUGUGUGGGUGCGCAUGAACGGCAUUGUGCCGCUCGGCCAGCGCACCAAGAUGCAGAUUGCGGAGCGCGUCUUCUACUUUGUUUUGCCGCCGCCAGCGUCUCUAUCCCAAGCGGAACAUGAUGUAUCGCGCGUUUCUGAAGAAGAGCAAGCCAUUAGCGACGCUUCCUUGGACCUCUCUGACGAAGAUGUACCGGAUCCACGCGAGGAAGAAACGCCGAGCCCACGCAAGCUGGUCCUGAAACCUAAAUCCAAGCUCGCGUUGGAAAGAGACGGCAAGAAACGCGCAUAUGACGAGCACAUCACGUCGCCAGACCCCAGCAGCAAGCGCCAGCGCAGCGUGCGCGAAGAUACGGAGGAAGCGCACGAGAAAAGCAAGCGGCAAGAAGUUGUCGUCAUCGACGACGACGACGAACAUUCGGCCCAAGCUCCCGCACCGUCUAAUUCCACAUUGCUCUCGACGCUGGCCACCACAGCAUCACAGCUGGGCGCAUCUCCAACGCAAGGCACGUUCCAGAAGCCAGGCCUGUCAAAUGUAGAGCUGAUCACCAACGCACUCUCUUCGGACUAUUGCACGAAAAAAGGCGGCAAGCUUACACUCCAGGAAGUCUACGAAUGGCUCCAGAAUACCUACCCAUGGUUUGGCCAGCACGGGCGGAAGACGGGCCGCGAUUGGCAAAGCUCGAUCCGGCACACAAUCGGCACAAGCCGCGAGUUUGUCAAGAUCCCCCGGCAGCCACACGAGCAUGGAAAAGGCAUAUUUUACACUUUGGUUUCCAGCGAUACUGCCAAAGUACAAGGCAGUGUACAGCGGGACGAUACAGCCGCUCAAGACCCUUGUCCAGCGGACACCAAGCCAGCCGCGCCGCGCAUUCCGCUUGUGGUUGGCAUCCCGCCGGGCAGCGCCGAUCAGGCGGGCGCCCGUGGCAAUGGGCAGGGUACAAUCGAGUCGUUGCUCGAAGCGCCGCCCAUUGCACACCACCAGGGCAAGCUGUACUUGAGCCCCACUGUAUUUGGCCAUCUUUCUGCCGAGCAAUUGCAGCACAUCGAGGGUCUCGGCGCGCAGCCGGCGCUCCAGGUCUUACAGGCAUACCUGGUCACGCAUCUUAAGGAGCGAAUGAAGAAACAAGCGCCGCAAGCGCCGCAGGCGCCCCAGGCGCCGUCUCCGCCAUCGCAGUAUGACCAGCGGCUCGAGCCGCCAAAUGUGCCCAAGAUUCCUGUACCUGCCCUCGACGAGGCGAAAUCCACGACGCUUGCCGCAGAUGCCGUGCAAGGAUCAGGAGGAGGAGGCGGAACUGUGUCCCACGCUGCAUCGAUACCCCAAACCACCACGCCUGCAGCGCCGGAAUCUGACAAGUCUACCAACGAUCCCCUCGCCGCGCUGUCGUCCUUGGCUGCGCAUCCCGAAGCAGCAGGACUAAUUGCCUUGCUCCGGAAGCAGCAAGAAGGCGGCCAAGGCCCAGUCAAGCUGACGCACGGGCAGCUCCAGCUUCUCCAGCUUGCCAACAAGCUAGCGCAAAAGAAGAAGAAGAAGGCGGAGCCCGGCAAGGAGCCUUUGUCUUCAAGCACCGAGGGCGCACCCGGAAAGCCGCUGUAA
Malassezia vespertilionis is the source of this 2115-nucleotide messenger RNA. It is a transcript of the gene FHL1, whose product is annotated as Pre-rRNA-processing protein fhl1. The transcript has a single exon. The coding region runs from base 1 to 2115 and encodes 704 amino acids. Gene Ontology annotation, molecular function: sequence-specific DNA binding; protein binding; DNA-binding transcription factor activity. Gene Ontology annotation, biological process: regulation of ribosomal protein gene transcription by RNA polymerase II. The record is from RefSeq and is a predicted model, not a curated record. Gene Ontology annotation, cellular component: nucleus. NCBI's taxonomy places the organism in Eukaryota, Fungi, Basidiomycota, Malasseziomycetes, Malasseziales, Malasseziaceae.